Penicillium olsonii is the source of this 2865-nucleotide messenger RNA. NCBI's taxonomy places the organism in Eukaryota, Fungi, Ascomycota, Eurotiomycetes, Eurotiales, Aspergillaceae. The record is from the annotation of a GenBank genome assembly.
AUGCAAUCCCUGCUCCGACAUCGAAUGACUGGCGCCCUGGCGCAGAGUCGACUCUGCGCGCGCCCGACUCGUCUUUCGCCAACAUACACCCUCACCCGCCUCGCGAGCUCACAGCCCCGCCGGCUAGACCUUCCAGCUCUUGAUAAGAAAUGGCAGUCCCUGUGGCAAGCGAAGGAACGGCCAACGCCCGAUGAUGCGAAGCCCAAGUCCUACAUCCUAUCCAUGUUCCCAUACCCAUCUGGAACGCUCCACAUGGGCCAUUUGCGCGUCUACACAAUCUCAGAUGUGAUUUCACGAUUUUGGAAGAUGCGCGGGCAUGAUGUCGUUCAUCCCAUGGGAUGGGAUGCCUUUGGGCUACCGGCAGAGAACGCGGCAAUCGAGAGAGGCAUUGAUCCUGCGGUGUGGACACAGGAGAAUAUUCAGAGGAUGAAGGACCAACUUAAGUGUAUCUCGGCGGAGUUUGACUGGGACCGGGAAUUGGCUACCUGUGAUCCGGAGUUCUACGAACAUACACAGCGUAUAUUCUUGAUGCUCUACCAGAAGAAUUUGGCUUAUCAGGCCGAAGCACUGGUGAACUACGAUCCGGUGGAUAAGACGGUCCUGGCGAAUGAGCAGGUUGACGCGAAUGGCUUUUCCUGGAGGUCCGGCGCUAAGGUUGAGAAGUUGAACUUGAAGCAGUGGUUCUUCCGAAUCACAGAAUUCAAAGAAGCGCUGCUGAAAGAUCUUGACUCUCUCUCUGGGGGCUGGCCCGAACGUGUCUUGACAAUGCAGCGCAACUGGCUUGGAAAGUCAUAUGGCGCGAAAGUCACAUUCCCGGUCACCAUCAACAGCGCAGGAAGUGAGAAGGUGAAUGUAGAUGUUUUUACCACUCGACCGGACACAUUAUAUGGCGUGGAAUACCUUGCGCUUUCUUUGAAUCAUCCUAUCGUGCUGAAGGCUGCUGAAAGUGACGAAGCUCUGCGCAGUUUCUUAAGCGAAGCCGCGUCGUUUGCACCGGACUCCAAGGCAGGAUACCGACUGUCUGAUGUUAAGGUGACGCAUCCCAUGUGCAGCAUUGACAUGGAAACUCCCCACCUGCAGAGGAAGCUUCCCGUAUUUGUGGCGCCAUAUGUUCUAAGCGACUAUGGCGAAGGAGCGGUCAUGGGUGUUCCGGGCCAUGACACCAGAGACAUGCUUUUCUUCAAGGAAAACGCAAACCCAGAGUCUAUUCCAGUUGUCAUUGAAGCUGAGUCAAGUGGCAGUGAAGCGACCGACAGCGUGGUUCCGAAAUCAGACAAGGCUUUUACCCAGGAGGGAUUCUUGAACUCGCGCUGUGGGAAGUACCAAGGAAUGCACUCCAAGGAGGCCUCGAAACUGAUCGUCGAGCACCUGGAACAAAUCGGACAGGCCAAAUUUGUUGAGAGUUGGCGUUUGCGCGACUGGUUGAUCAGUCGUCAGCGCUACUGGGGUGCACCAAUUCCCAUCAUCCAUUGCGGUGACUGUGGACCUGUGCCAGUGCCCACUAAAGAUCUUCCAGUCAAGCUACCAAAGAUCGAAGGAGAUUGGCUCAAGGGCAAGAAGGGGAACCCCCUGGAAACCUCAGAGGAGUGGCUGCACACAAGCUGCCCCUCUUGCGGCGGACCUGCAAAGCGCGAUACGGACACCAUGGAUACCUUCGUGGACUCUUCUUGGUAUUUCCUGCGAUUCUUGGACUCGACCAACAAACAGCUUCCCUUUUCUCCCGAAUCGGCACAACCAGUCGAUUUCUACAUUGGGGGCGUGGAGCAUGCAAUCCUGCAUCUCCUCUAUGCUCGAUUCAUCUACAAAUUCCUUUCUGGGUCAGAGCUGUUCCCGGCUGGACAGCCUGCCGGCGCAGAGCCCUUCAAGGUCCUUUUGAGCCAAGGCAUGGUGCACGGCAAAACCUUCACUGAACCUUCGACAGGGCGCUUCCUUCUCCCAGAAGAGGUUGAUCUCACACGCCCAGACAAGCCCCUGAUCAAGGGAACGCAGGUCACGCCCACUAUAUCUUUUGAAAAGAUGUCAAAGAGCAAGUACAAUGGCGUGGAUCCUACGUUGACCACAUCCAAAUAUGGCGCCGAUGCCACCCGCGCGCAUAUCCUAUUCUCUGCGCCGGUCAGCGAGGUUCUGGAGUGGGACGAAAGCAAAAUUGUGGGUGUCGAGCGCUGGUUUGGUCGACUCUGGAAGCUCGUCCAAGAUACUCAGCAAUCCCUGACCAGUUCCUCGUUUGCCACUUCCGAUGUGGAAGCCGCCAGUAGCCAGGCUACUUUCCUGCCAUCCUCUCUCCAGGAUCUGAGCGAUGCCGAUGCCGAAGCCAUCCUGGCCACUCACAAAACCAUCGCAUCAGUCACGACCUGCAUCGAAAGCAAUCCGUACGGACUGAACACAGUUGUGUCAGACCUCAUCAAGCUAACAAACGCGCUCGCCUCGGCGCCCGCGUCCUCUCCUGCCAUUACUUACCUCUCUGUCUCUUCUCUCCUUCGUUUGCUAGCCCCCAUUGCCCCGGCUCUAGCUUCGGAGUCAUGGGAGGUUCUGCACACCAGCAGUGCGGCAUCGUCAAUUCUCUCAUCACCCUGGCCUAGCACACUCCUUACAGAGGAGCAAGUUGAAGUGCUCUCUUCUCGUGGAGGCCAAACGGUCGCUAUUCAGAUCAAUGGAAAACUCCGAUGUGCGGUUACCAUCCCGAGCAUGGAGCCAGCGUCCCCGCAGAGCAAGAAGGGCCCCUCUCAGGAAGAACAGGACUGGAUUCUCAGUCGGGUUCUGGAGACUGCCGAGGGUAAGUCGUGGCUUUGUGAGAAGAAUGACUGGGAGAAGAGGCGACGAGUGAUCGUUGUCAAGGGGGGCAAGCUAGUCAACGUUGUCUUCUAG